Messenger RNA from Morus notabilis, 2311 nucleotides. RefSeq names its product inactive TPR repeat-containing thioredoxin TTL3. Lineage: Eukaryota; Viridiplantae; Streptophyta; Magnoliopsida; Rosales; Moraceae. Gene Ontology annotation, molecular function: protein binding. The transcript is spliced from 7 exons. Bases 50 to 2137 code for a protein of 695 amino acids. The record is from RefSeq and is a predicted model, not a curated record. Gene Ontology annotation, cellular component: cytoplasm.
UUUAUUUUCUUCUAUAUAUAUAUAUUUAUAUUAUACAUACUUAUAAUUAAUGUCGAACGCCGGGAAAUCCACACAGGAAAUGGGGUUUGAUUCUUCACUGACGAACCGAUUCCGUGACUCACUGAGUUGCGACAACAAGCCGGACUUCAAAGAGCUCGAUCUGAACUCGCCCGUCUCGCCGUUAAUGGCGGCUCGGCCGUCAGUUAACUGUAACGGAGCGACCACCACUUCCAGUAGCAGUUCGAGUUCUUCCGGUUCGGUGUCCGGCAAGCCCAGCAGCAAAAAACACCACCAUUCCGGCGAGCUCUCGGCCUCGUCGGAGACGAGCCCUAGCCGAUCCGCUCCGGCGGUUCGGAAUAUCAAACCCGGUCACCGGAGAUCGGUCUCCGCCGGGCCGCCAUUGAUCUACGCCGGCGGAAGCUUCAGCAAUGGCGGCGGGGGCGGGGGCAGGUCAGGCGGAGCUAGUUCCGGCAACAGCGCGACUUCUUCUUCUUCUUCUUCUUUGUCGUCGUCGGCUUCUUCUUCUGCGGCGAAUCUGUUCCCCAGCGGGAACAUCUGUCCGUCGGGGAAGAUUCUGAAGGCCGGAAUGGGGAGCAGAGCGGCGAGCAAGACGGACGUGUUGGGUUCCGGGACGGGGAAUUACGGCCACGGGAACAUCAUGCGCGGCGGCGGAGUGAGAGAGGGGAAUUCGGGUGGGAAAUCGGCGAGUUCGGAUCCGGAGGAGGUGAAGAAGGCCGGCAACGAGUGUUACAGGAGGGGGAAUUUCGCGGAGGCGUUGGCGAUGUACGAUCGGGCGAUAUCGCUCUCGCCGGAGAAUGCGGCCUACCGUAGCAAUCGUGCGGCGGCGCUGACGGCCUUGGGGAGGCUGGGGGAGGCCGUGAGGGAGUGUGAGGAGGCGGUCAGGUUGGAGCCUUCUUAUGGUAGGGCCCACCAGAGGCUGGCUUCUUUGUAUCUCCGCUUUGGGCAGGUUGAGAAUGCCCGGUGCCACCUAUGUUUUCCUGGGCAACAGCCAGAUCAAUCAGAGGUGCAGAAGUUGAAGUCACUGGAGAAGCAUUUGAAACAAUGUGCUGAUGCCCGAAAGCUUGGAGAUUGGAAAGGCGUGCUAAGGGAAUCCGACGUGGCCUUGGCGACCGGGGCGGAGUCCUCUCCGCAGCUUUUCGCUUGCAAAGCCGAGGCCCUUUUGAAGCUCCAUCAACUUGAAGAUGCAGAAUUAUGUCUGUCAAACAUUCACAAGCUCGAGGAUUACCCUUCUUCCUGCUUACAGACGAAGUUCCUUGGCAUGGUUGUUGAGGCUUAUGUGCUCUUUGUUCGAGCCCAAGUUGAUAUGGCAUUAGGAAGGUUUGAGAAUGCUGUGGCAGCAGCAGAGAAGGCAGGCCUAAUUGAUUACAGUAAUCUUGAAGUUGCAAGGACGUUAAACAAUGUGAAAAUGGUGGCCAGGGCUCGUUCUCGUGGUAAUGAUCUUUUUAGCUCCGGGAGAUUUGCGGAAGCCUGCUCGGCUUAUGGCGAGGGCCUUGAACAUGAUAGUUCCAACUCUGUCCUAUAUUGCAAUAGAGCAGUGUGCUGGUCUAAGCUUGGGGUCUGGGAAAAGUCCGUCGAGGACUGCAACCGUGCGCUCAAGAUUCAGCCAAACUACAUCAAGGCCCUUCUUCUCAGGGCCGUCUCAAAUGCAAGGCUCGAUAGGUGGGCGGAAGCUGUGAGAGAUUACGAGGUCUUGAGGAGGGAACGUCCCGGGGACAGUGAAGUUGCCGAGUCUCUACACCGAGCUCAAGUUGCAUUGAAGAAGUCAUGUGGAGAGGGUGUUCACAACAAGAAGUUUGAUGGUGAAGUAGAGGAAGUUUCUAGUCUAGAUAAGUUCAAAGCUGCCAUAUUAUCACCUUGCGUUUCGGUUGUUCAUUUCAAAGCUGCUUCUAAUGAACUAUGCGAAGAGAUAUCACCUUUCAUAAACAUGCUGUGUGUUAGAUACCCUUCUGUUAAAUUCUUCAAGGUGGAUGUGGAGGAGAGCGUAGCUGUGGCAAAAGCCGAAAGCAUAAGAACAGUGCCGACCUUUAAGAUCUACAAGAAUGGUGAUAAAUUGAAGGAGAUGAUCCGUCCAAACCAUCAGUUUUUGGAGGAGUCAGUGAGAAACUGUACUCUUUAGAAGACAAUGUCAAAAUCCAUUUUAAGUCCUCUUUAAAUAUGUGCAAUUGGUCAUUUUUAUACUAGGAUUACUAGUUUUUACUUUUUACCUGUGACAUAACCAGGUAUAUAAAUUGUUUCAUAGAGUUUUCAACGCACAGAAUCCCCUUAGAGAGAAAAAAAUCAAAAAAAAAAA